AUGACCACGCAAAAAGCAGUUGUUUCCUCUGGACCAGGCAAGGCAGAGUUGUCAACGAAUCGUCCCAUCCCAACCACCCGGCCUGGAUACGUCCUGGUCGAUGUGAAGGCGGUUGCACUAAAUCCAACCGAUUGGAAACAUAUUGACUUCAUAGCACCUCCUAACUGCGUGCUUGGAUGUGAUUAUGCGGGUGUCGUGGCGGAGACAGGUGAAGGUUAUGAUAAACAGUGGAAAGUUGGCGACCGUAUUUGUGGCUUUGUACAUGGAGGAAAUAGCCUGCAAAACGACGACGGGUCUCACCAAGAAAAACUCGUCGCCAAAGCUGAUAUUCAGAUCAGAAUCCCCGACAGCCUUACAUUCGCAGAGGCUGCGACGCUCGGAGUAGCAGCCAUCACGUGUGGACAGGGCCUUUUCCAGUCACUAGGAUUAAACUUCCCCAACAAUCCUAAGAACGACGGUGAGCCAAUCCUGAUUUAUGGUGGAAGCUCAGCAAUGGGUACAAUGGGUGUGCAACUGGCCAAACUGGCGGGUUACAAGGUUAUAAGCACCUCUUCCCCUAGUAAUUUUGCACUUGUCAAAUCAUUUGGGGCGGAUGAAGUUUUCGAUUACAGCGACCCGGAUUGUGCAUCGAAAAUCAAGGAUUAUUUGAACGGAAAACCUCGGCUGGCCUGGGACUGCAUCUCUCUCGAGGGCUCAGCGAAGAUUUGUGCGGACGUUCUAAGCGGUGAUGGUGUAUAUGGUUCGUUAUACCCGGUCGCAUUUCCACGAACAGAUAUCCCCCACAAAUUCACGCUUGGAUAUACCUGCUUUGGUGAACCCGUUCACAAGAAUGAAACCAAGAUCAAUGCCAAUCCCGAUGACUUUGUAUUCAUGAAGGAAUGGAUCAAAGUUUUUGAGCAACUUCUAGCAGACGGAAAGUUGAGUUUACACCCUCUCAAAGUCAACCAUGGACUCGAAAACGUUCUGGAUGGCGUAGAUCUACUACGCAAGAACAAAGUCAGUGGUCAAAAGCUUGUUUAUAUACUGUGA
Messenger RNA from Exophiala bonariae, 1029 nucleotides. RefSeq lists its product as uncharacterized. Gene Ontology annotation, molecular function: oxidoreductase activity, acting on NAD(P)H. NCBI's taxonomy places the organism in Eukaryota, Fungi, Ascomycota, Eurotiomycetes, Chaetothyriales, Herpotrichiellaceae. The record is from RefSeq and is a predicted model, not a curated record. The coding region runs from base 1 to 1029 and encodes 342 amino acids. The transcript has 2 exons.